Oryctolagus cuniculus (rabbit) is the source of this 9661-nucleotide messenger RNA. The record is from RefSeq and is a predicted model, not a curated record. NCBI's taxonomy places the organism in Eukaryota, Metazoa, Chordata, Mammalia, Lagomorpha, Leporidae.
UAAAGUUGGUGAAGGGGCCGGUGCCGUGGCUCACUAGGCUAAUCCUCUGCCUGUGGUGCCGGUACCCCGGGUUGGGGCGCCGGAUUCUUUCUUGGUUACUCCUCUUCCAGUCCAGCUCUCUGCUGUGGCCCAGGAGUGCAGUGGAGGAUAGCCCAAGUGCUUGGGCCCUGCACCAGCAUGGGAGACCAGGAGGAAGCACCUGGCUCUUGGCUUCGGAUCAGUGCAAUGCUUAACCACCACUUGGGGAGUGAACCAACGGAAAAAGGAAGACCUUUCUCUCUGUCUCUCUCUCACUGUCUAACUCUGCCUGUCAAAAAAAAAAUGCCCAUAAAAUUGGUGAAGGAAGGCUUUUGUGACGGAGAUUUACUUAUUUAAAAACUUUCUGACAUAAUUCUACUAUAGGGAGGGGGGAAGAGAGAGAGAAAGAAAGGGGAAGAGAAAAAAAGGGAGAGAGAGAGAGAAUGAAUCCCUUCCAUUUUUCUGGUUUACUCUCCAAAUGGACACAACAGCCAAGCAUGGCCAGGCUGAAGCAAGGAGCCAGGAGCUUUCUCCAGGUCUCCUACGUGGGUGCAGGGGUCCAAAGAGUUGGGCAAUCCUCCUUUGCCUUCCCAGCACACUAGCAGGGAGUUGGAUAGGAAGUAGAGCAGCUAGUACUCAAACUGGCACUCACAUGGGAUGCUGGUGUUGCAGGUGGCUUAAUCCGCUAUGCCCCACACUUUUAACUUGACAGUGCCUUCUGAUAUAAGAUUUCUGUAGUCUGUGGUCCUAUGGUUUGAGCCUUGUGGGGCUGCAAAGCAUGUAGAAAAUCGAAAUUGCUAAAUUUAAAGAUACAUUUCUUUCUUCUGUUCCCUUGUCCUUUUUAUUCCCUGGGUGAAAAUCAGAGGGACUCUGAGGUAUUGUUCCCAGGAAAAAUCUAAUCAAGGAAGGACAAGCUGUUCCCCUGACUCAGUAGUAUCAUUGGUCACCAGUACCAAGGUUCCUAAUUAGAAUCUGAUUUACUUGAGAAAAACAACAUCAGCCUCUUUGUUUUGGAAGCAGUUACAAUCUCUGUCAGAAUGUGAGAUGCUUCUUGGAUUCUAGAAAAACACAUGUGAUUCAAGUGCUAUCAUGUAAAAUGUAUGUAAAGGCAAUGUUUGACAGUUUAGCAGACUGGACAUUCAUCCAGCAUCUCCUGGGAGAGUUAAUGUCUCCAGUCAUUUUCUCAGUAAUUAUUUCUCCUUUUAAUAUAAUCUGCAGUUUAAUUCUUAUUUGACAUGUUUUUGUAUAUGUAUUCUGGACAAGGAAUGGAGAAAGAAGUGUAUGAAGAUGAGGCGGUUAUGGAUUUUGCUAAUGAUACUAAGGGAGAUUUUUUUGAGAGAAGUAAAGACUAAACACCCUAGAAAGCAGGGUGGAAUUUUGACUAGAAGAUGAUAUUCUGGGAGGAUGGAUCCGCACAAUAUUUUCAUCCUUUCUGUUCUUUGCUGUAACCUUAUUCUGCAUUCUCAUCUAGUUUUUCAUGGCAGAUAAAUUCUGAAGCUUUCAAUUCCUGUUUUAUAAACAGUUUCAACUUCUGUCAUUUUGCUUUCAGCAUUUGUCCAGUGAAUUCUUAUCUUUCUUUUUAGAAAUGUUAGUUUGUAUGUGAUUGAAGCUGUUUAUCUUCUGGCAAAAUUUUGGGGGGUUGAUCCACCAUAUGAUAAGAAUUGAUUAGAUUCUAUCAUCUAAUAACUCAGGUAAGAGAGUUUUGGUUUUCAUUGCAUUUACUUGGCAGCAAUAUUAAUGAAAUUUUCCUCAUUGAUCAUGAGUCAUUCCUAGGGCUCAGAGAAGAUUAGACAUUUUUCUUUAUCUAAGCAACAUUGAAGGAUGAAAUACUAUAAACUGGAUUUUGAUGUGUGAAUUUUACCAGAGGGAGCUAAAUCAAGUACAGGCAAUAUUUUGGAAUUUGAGUUGCUGAUUUCCUCCUUGGUGUGCAAGGAGGGCAAUGUGAGAAUUGGAGUGUUGUAGUAGCCUGGAAUAGCCUGGAAUAGUCGGGAAGCAGCAUGGUUAGGAAUAUCUGUGACUAAAAUAUAAAUUUGAUGAGUCUGUUUUAGAUAAAAUCAGGCAACUGUACUGAUUUUUCUUAUAACCCCUUAUAUUGAACUUUCUCAAUAUGUAAGCAGUUUAAUUGGAAAGGAUCCAGAAAGGAUAAUUCUAUGGGCUAAGAACUUGGAGAAGACUGUAUCUGUGAAAAAAUGAUACAGAAGAGGACUUCAGAGAGUCAGAGGGUGGUAGGAAGGUAGAAGAUACCUGAGUAAGAGUGGAUGGCAGUAAGUCAAGAGACAGUAGAGGAACUAAAGAUGAGGUGAAGCCACCAAGGGACCAUUUUACUUCCCGUGAAAUUCAGAUACUCUGAGAGAUAGAGAAACUUCCUCAUGUCCCUGAAAAUUAUCCUUGACUUUAGGUUGUCUGUGAUUUACAGAACAGUGUAAUAAAGAACACUUGGUAGCUGGAACCAACUUGUCUUUUAAUAUUUUCCCUGAAGAGAAAUGCAUGUGCCCAAUAGAAAAUUUAUAAGUAAAACUUGAAUGAAAAGAAGAUAAUCACCCAUAGUCCCUUCAUAAAAUUUUGAUAUCUUUUAAGGCCUUUUUUCACUCACUUGCAUUGAAAAGUAAUUGCAAGACUUGGGUUUGUUUUGAUAUUUCACUAUGCAAAAUCAGGUGAAUCAUUUAACUUCUCUGAGUCCUCUAAUCUGCAAAAUAUGAAUCAUAUUAUCUUUCUUACAUUCUUCUUCAGCUAUUUUUCAGGAAAGAUACAAAAAUUUUUAGAGACUGUAGAUUUCUAGGGAAAUGGCAAAUUAAUGUUAUAAUUUUUGAUAUUUCUAUACUGGAGAAAAUGAUGAAUAAAAAAUAACAAAUAAACAGCAGCAUUUAUAGUAGGAAAGAACAUAAAGAAGUUGUCUUAAUUGCAAUUAUGUCAGAGAAUGGGAACAUUAUCAAUUUAUUUUUUAAUAUGUAUUUUUAUUAUUUAUUUAAGAGAGGUACACACAGAGAUAGGAGAGGCAGAGAAAGAGGGAGGUUUUCCAUCUGCUGGUUCACUCUCCAGUUGGCUACAAUGGCAGGAAAUGGGCAGAUCCGAAGCCAGGAGCCAAAAGCUUCUUCCAGGUCUCCCACGUGGAUGCAGGGGCUCAAGGACUUCAGCCAUCUUUUACUACUUUCCCAGGCCAUAUUGGAGAGCUGGAUUGGAAGUGAAGCAGCCAGGUCUAGAACUGGUGCCCAUAUGGGAUGCUGGCACUGCAGGUGGCAGCUUUGCCUGCUACACUACAGCACUGGUCCCACAUUAUCAAUUUAGAUGAUUUUAUAACUCAUAGUGCUAAUAGUCAGACCCUUAGAUUUCCAAUAUAUGAUAUGUUGAUUUUUAGAGGAUAUAAUACAACUGUGUUAUAAUAUUAAUGUUUUGAAGGCCAAUAUGAGAUCAGAACUAAGAGAAAUAUGACUUAGGAAAUAAUUAGAUUAUAUUUAUAGUUAGACAUGCCCUUAUAAAGUUUCAUAAUGCAGAUUUAUUAGCACAUUAAAAAACUCAUGUGUAGCUAGUGAACUUGGUCAGAGAAGAACCACUAACAUAUUAAAAUGAUUUGAGACAGGAGGUAUCAUUAAUAAUAAAAUUUUAAUUAUUUUAUAUAUCAUAAACUAAGGAGAAGUGAAUUGUUACUUAAAAAAAUUAUGUGGCUGAGGUUGUGUUUGGUUUAGUGGUUGAGAUGCUGGUUAAAAUGUCCACAUCCACAUUACAGUGCUCCUGCUCCUGAGUGCAGCUUUCUGCUAAUGCAGACCCUUAGAGGCAGAGGUCAUGUCCAGAUAAUCUGGUUCCUGCCACAUACAAGGAAGACCAAGAUUAAUUUUUUUUUUGCUCUUGCCUCUGGCCUCAGUCCUGGUCCAGCUGUGGAUUUUGGGGUCAUUUGGGGAUUGAGCCAGCAGAUAGGAGCCGUCGUCUGUGUGGAUUUUUCAUUUUCUCUGUUUCUCUGCCUCUCAGGAAAAAUCAUGCAGCUGGGCUAUUGAUCAGUAGAUUCAGGUGAUCGCUCCUUUGAAAUGCCUUCACAAGUACAGAGAUCAGUAUCUAGUAGAUAAUGAUUUCACCUCUCCAGAGGAUUUAGCAGAAGUUAAUAGUGUUAAAUAACCAUCCUAAGUUAAUUGUAUCUGAGGGUUUGGAGAGGGGUGAAGGAAACCAUUUAAACCAUUUAUGAAUCACUCAAGAGAAUGCCAAAGCAGGUUUUAUUUGCAUAUUUAAAGUUAAGCUGUGCACUAUACAAUAGUCCUUUCAGAAGGAUAAUAAGAAACUAAAUAAUUUAAACAGGGAAGUGAGAAUAUUCUUAAGGUUUUAUCUUAGUUGGCAUUGAUAAAAAAUAGGAAGGCAAUAGGCAUGAUCUUCCCUGUAGUCUCUAAGCUAUGGUCAUUUAUGUUUUUCCUUAAGUUAAUGACUCUAGUUAGAAUACUUUGAAGAAGUAUCUUCUUUAGGUCCAGCCUGUGGAAUAUAUAUUGCCAAUAGCCAAAGAUGACAAUGCCUUUGCACCUUCUGUUUGGAAUGUUUCUCAAAGUAGGAAAUAAUGAGCAGUGAGAAGAGAGGUUAUGAGGAUGAAGAUUUAGCUGCUACCAGAUUUUGGUGAUUCUCCUGAGACCAGUUUUGCCAGGGAGAGGGGACAACUGUCAAGACUGCAAAGAGUUAAGGAACAGGUCACUGAUGGAGAGUGAAGCAGAUACUAUUAUGGGGGAUGAAAUAUAUCUUAAAUGUAGGAAUAUAUAAAGAUUGAAUACUGGAAAUACUAUAUGGAGCCGAUUUAUAGCAGUACAUUUUCUAGAUUAAAAAUUUAUAAUUCUAGAAGCAAUAAGAUCCAUUUAACAUUUUUUGAAUGGUACUAGUUUGUGUGUGUAUGUGUAUGAGUGUGUGUGUGUGUGUGUGUGUGUGUAAAUGAUCUUUGCUACAGGCUGUGAGAAGAAGCAGAUGCUAAUCUCAACAAAAUAGAAUAGUAGCAUGUAAUGAGAUUUAAGACCUUCUGGAUCUGAACAAUUCAGAAGAUGAAUUUAAAAAGAGAAUGAUAAUUCUUGAAACUCAAAUUUGAGUCUAGAAGAUGUGAAGUAAAAGAUAUUUGAAAGCAGGUAUAAUAAAUAAAUAAUAAAGCAAAUGAGAUAUAAUUCAUGAAAGAAAAGCAAAUAGGAUAGAUUCAAUAGGCAUAAUGUGUAAAACCAAUAGUACUUUUAGGAGGAUAAUUAGGAACUAAAUUAAUUUAAAAAGGAAGGCGGGAGUAUUCUUAAGGUUUUAUCUUAGUUGGCAUUGAUAGAAAAUAAGAAGGAAAUAAAACAUUUUGAUAGGGGAAAUAGCUAUUAUCUUACUGUAAAAUAGGAGUGAAGAAAUAUGUCAAUGGAGAGGGGAUGGUAACCAUGGAAAUAAUAGAAAAGCAUAGUAGGACUUCCAUGUUAAUAAGGGAGUAAUGAAGUGAAUACCAUCUUAAUCAAAGCAGCAAUUUAAAAAAAAUGUAAUUAAGGUAUACAAAUUUCAUAGCGAUACUUAUCACCCUACCUUUUCCCUCACUCACGCUUCAACCCUUUUGGUUUCCUUUCUCUCUUAUUAGUCUCUUAGUUUUUAUAAUUAUCUACUUUAAGUUUACUUUAUACUCAUAAGAUUAAUCUUACACUAAAAAUGAGUUCAAAAUAGUAUAAAGAAAACAACACUCUUCCUCAAAGGUAGAGACAAGGGCUGUAAAUGAUCAUUGAAUCUCAAAAUGUCAAUUUCACUCCAAUACAUUACAUUUUAGGUACUUUGUUAGUUACCGCAAAUUAGGGAAAACAUACAAUAUUUGUCUUUUUGGGACACGUUUAUUUCACUAAGUAUAGUGGUUUCCAGUUUCAUCCAUUUUGUUGAAAAAGACAGGAUUUCAUUUUUUAAAUCACUAAGUAGUAUUUCAUAGUGUAAUAUACCAUAAUUUCUUUAUCCAGUUACCAGUUGAUGGAUAUCUGGGUAGAUUCCAUAGCUUAGCUAUUGUGAAUUGAGCUGCGGUGAACUUGGGACUACAGAUAAUUCUUUCAUCUGUCGAUUUCAUUUUGAAUUGGUAAAUUCUCAGGAAUAGGAUUUCCAAAGGAGCAAAAAUUAAAAAAGAAAAUGUUACUUUUUUUUGCUAAUGACAGUUUGGUAAACCUAGAAACUCAGAACAUUUCAGUAAAAAGCUACAGAAAAUGUGGCUACAUAUAGCAUACAAAAAUAGAUAACUUCUUCAUUUUAUUACAUUUGUCUUCUGUGGCAUUUUUGCAUGUAGAAAUUAGGAAAUAUCAGUCUUUCCUACCUUCUGAUAUACCUCUUCUUAAAAUCUUACAAGCCUUUGUUUACAUCUUCCUUCUUCAUUGUGCACUAGAGCCAACUAAAUUUGAGACUACAGAAUUAAAUACCAAAGGUCUAGACAUGGAAAAAAUUCUGGGGAUGAUUCUUUGAGUUUUGUACCAUGUAAACCCUGUGUGACAUGGCAUGUAAUCUUUAGCUUUUGACAUUGAAUCAUCAUUCUACAGCUAGGAUGACUCUUGAAAUUAAAACUGUUUUUUCUCUCUGUGUUCAGGGUGAGCUUACAUAUGAAGUUGAUGGAUGGAGGAAAUCACUCAGUGGUGUCUGAGUUCUUGUUGCUGGGACUCACCAGUUCUUGGGAGAUUCAGAUUCUCCUCUUCCUGUUUUUCACAACAUUUUAUAUAGCAAGUAUGCUGGGGAACCUUCUCAUUGUGCUCACAAUCAUCUCAGACCAUCACUUACAUUCCCCAAUGUAUUUCCUGCUGGCGAAUCUCUCAUUCAUUGAUACAGGUGUUUGCAGCAUUGCAACCCCAAAGAUGAUCUACGACCUUUUCAGAAAACACAAAGCCAUCUCCUUGAAAGGGUGCAUCACUCAGAUGUUCUUCAUUCACACUGUUGGGGGGACAGAGAUGGUGCUGUUGAUAGUCAUGGCCUAUGACCGAUACGUGGCUAUCUGUAAGCCCCUCCACUACCUGACCAUCAUGAGCCUCAGAAUGUGCACUUCUCUCUUGGCUGUUGCUUGGACCAUUGGGCUCAUCCACUCUGUGGCCCAACUGGCUUUUGUGGUGAACCUCCCCUUCUGUGGCAGCAACCAGAUGGAUAGCUUUUAUUGUGAUUUUCCUCGGUUCAUCAAACUUGCGUGCACAGACACAUACAGGCUGGAGUUUCUGGUCACUGCCAACAGUGGUUUCAUCUCCUUGGGCACCUUCUUCAUCUUGAUUGCGUCUUACAUCUUCAUCCUGGUCACGGUUAGUAAGCACUCUUCAGGUAGUUGCUCCAAGGCCCUCUCCACACUCUCAGCUCACGUUACUGUUGUGGUUUUUUUCUUUGGACCUUGCAUUAUUGUGUAUGUGUGGCCAUUCCCUACCUUACCCAUAGACAAAUUUUUAGCUAUUUUUGAUGCCCUUAUCACUCCUUUUAUGAAUCCUGUCAUUUAUACAUUUAGAAAUAAAGAAAUGAAGGAGGCCAUGCAGAGACUGUUUGUUAAAGCUUUAAGAUUCAGAAAGAGUUCUUUCAUGCACAGAGCAGGAAAUUCAGAUUAAUUUUGACUCUUCGUGGAAAUUAACCCAUUUAAGCACUCCAUAUGUAUUUUCAGUUAAAUGAAUGUUUUCAAUAUCCACUGUGAAAUCUCUCCAUAUGGGCUCUCUUCUGAUCUGGCAAGUUUAUCAUGAGGAGUGCUUGCUCUAAUGGCCCUGAAAGCAUGGAGAUGAGUCAACUCUCAUUAGGAAUGUUCUGUUUGUGUGUGUUAUUGAAAUCUUUGGUGGUAGUGCUUGCUGAUACUUCACAUACUCAGCAUGGGUUACGUUGACAGUAAAUGUUGGAGAUUUUCUUUCCGGCAUUGAUUCUCAAAGAAAUAUCUGUUUGAAUUUUCAUAUGUACCUAUAUUCUUGUCCUCUGUGUUUCUCAGUGUCUAGAUAUUUAAGGAGUAAAUAAAAUGAAGAUAAUUGCCUAAUAAGUUUGAUAAUGUGAGGCUUUUAACAUCUGAAUUUGCUCACUGAGAUUUAGUUAGUGGUAAGUUUUAGAUGUAGUUAGGAUUGGAAGAUGAAAUUUGGGGUAAAUCAAGACAUUCAUCUCAGAAACAUUUAGGUAAGGAUUCCUAUACAACUCAACAUAUAUGACUUUUACUUUUACCCCAAUUAUUUGCUAAUUAGUAGUCAUUAUUGUUGUACAUCAAAGAAAACUAUGUGAAUAUUAAAUAAUUUUGAAUAGAUUUAAUAUUUUGGAGCUAAACAGUCCUAAAGGGACAAAUAUCACAUGUUCUCCCUGCUCUGUGACAACUAACUGAGCGCCUAAAAGGAAACCUGUAGAAGUGAAAUGGACACUGUGAGAAAUAAUGACUUGAUCAGUCCUUGUCCUGUCAAGAAACAACUUAAUAUUUUAUUCCCUUUAGUAUAUUUUUGUUCUACCUAAUACCAUUGAACUAUUUAAUUAACACACAAUUAUUCUUAGGCCUUUAAAUUUAACUGAAAAGUGAUCCCUGUUAAAUAUAAGAGUGGGAAUAAGAGAGAGAGGAGAUGUACAGUUCGGCACAUGCUCAAUCAGACUUACCCCUAAUGGUAGAGCUAGAAAUGUGUCAGGGAAUUCCAAAUCAAUCCCAUCAAGGUGACAUGUACCAAUGCCAUCUUACUAGUCAAAGUAAUCAGUUUAAGUUCGUAACUGAUCAUAAUGAUAGGAUUAGGUGUCAAAGGGAUCACAUAAACAAGCCUAGUGUCUGCUAAUACUAACUGAUAGAAUUAAAAACGAGAGUGUGGGGAGCAACCGAGACUAGACUAAAUUACUGGAACUGCUAAGACUAAUUCUAUGCAUCUGAUCUCCCACCAUAUGGCGCUGAGAGAGAGUAAACAACUUCCACACAGCUGCCUCACCAAUUCGACUAACAAGCUGCAGGAGCUGAUCCUGCUCCUGAUUGGAGGAGAGCAGCGUACUCAGUGCGUGGGGAGAGAACGCCAGCAGAGUUGGGAUUGGUGGAAGAGGACUAUAAAGGAGGAGAGAGACAACAUGCACCAGGAACAUCUGAGGAACAUCUGAGCAACCCCUGAGAGAGCCGGCCAGUGGUGUGCCGCCCCUCCCCAGAGGCAGGGGGGAGCGACAGCAAACCCAGGAAGGACCGGGGAAAGAGAACAGCGCAGGGUCCGGUGUUGUUCCUCCGCGAGUGAGGGAGCAACAGAGAGAACGAUCCAACAUGGGAAACAGGAUACACAGCAGACUCAUAGAAUGGCAGAUGUCCUAAACAGCACUCUGGCCUCAGAAUCAGCCCUUAAGGCAUUCGGAUCUGGCUGAAGAGCCCAUGAAAGUAUUUUAGACUUGGAAAGCCAAGACACUGUGGCAAAAAAAAAUGACCUAAAUGAAAGAUCUCUGCAAGUGAGAUCCCAGUGGAAAGAAUGGGCCAUCAAAGAAGGAGGUAGCUUUCUCUGAAGGGAGGAGAGAACUUCCACUUUGAAUAUGGCCUUGUCUAAAUAAGAUUGGAGUUGGCGAACUCAAGAGGCUUCCAUAGCCUUGGCAACUCACGACAAGAGCCUCGGGUGAUUACUGACAUCAUAAAUAAGAGUGUCAAUUGUUAAAUCAACAACAGGAGUCACUGUGCACUUAGUCCUCAUGUGGGAUCUCUGUCCUUAAUGUGUUGUACUAUGCGAAUUAAUGGUAAAACUACUACCCAAACAGUAAU